Molecule: messenger RNA, 1162 nt
Organism: Contarinia nasturtii (swede midge)
Lineage: Eukaryota; Metazoa; Arthropoda; Insecta; Diptera; Cecidomyiidae
Exons: 2
Coding region: 54-929 (291 amino acids)
Source: RefSeq, a predicted model, not a curated record
UGCCAUCACCGCUUGGUACACUUUGGACUGAUUACAUUUGCCAUCGGAUAAAAAUGCUCAAGAAAGGAAUGGACGUGUACACUACACCAAAAUAUGCGCGCUUGAAGUUUGACAAGUAUGUUGAGUCCAAUAGUACUAUAGAUAAACUUUGCGGCACUUUGGUUAAUCAUCAAGCAGCUUUGAUUCAUUUGGGCAACGCCGACAUGUCACCAAAUUCGCCAAUACGCAUUAAGAAGCAUGUGCGCUGUCCCGGUACACGCAAACUUUUGAAAGGUUUUCGAAAACGUGGCAAUUGUGUCGUGCGCAAAGUCGAUGAGUAUUUUACAUCACAGACAUGCGCAAAAUGUGGCGGACGAUUCGAUCCAAACACCAAAAGCAACCGUUUCAAAGUUUGUGAAAAUUGUGCACCGGUGCCAAAUUCAAUCAUGGCUAACUUUUUACCAUCGAAAAUCGUGGCAAAGCUCAGCAAACGGCGUUUAAAGUAUAACAAAGUUUAUAUUGAAGAGAGUUUGGCGGUAUUUCUGGCUCGAGGUGAAAUGACUGAGCAUGAUUUCGACAUUAUAGCUGAUCGUUUACUGUCUAAGGUGGCCGUGUAUCCAAAAAAAUGGCAAGUAAACGCAGUGAGUGGUGUAUUGGAAUAUGCUGACGUCAAAGUCGAUCAACAACCACAUGCAGUUGAUGAUGAAAAUGCAGCGGAAAUCGAUGGAGAGGUCGCUCAACAACCGUGUGCAGUCGAUGAUGAAUGUGUGACGGAAAUCGAUGACAAGCAACAACCAAUGAUUGUGCAUCAGACAACUUGGGAUCGUGAUAUCGUGGCCUCCAAAUGCAUUCUCAUCAAAGGACAUUGUAACCUGUUUGGACUGGAUAUCCCGCUCACAUUGCAGAGACCACGUCGACAACAAGCAGUUCAAAAUAAUCAACAGCCUUAAGCAUAACCAAUCACCAUUUUAACUCGAAAAUUAAUUAAAAAUUAAUAUUGUAAUUUUGUUACACUAACUGAGACUGACUGUUGUGUCUCAGCAUUUCGAGGAAGUACUACCAAGGCUCUGUUUUUCUGUGAGUAUUUUUCAUUAUUCGAUUGCAUUUAUAUAUUCAGACGUGACAAUUGUUUUUCGCUUCGGGAAGUGCUACCAUCAAUCGCUUCGUUGUAUAAAUGCCAUUA